UAGAAAGAAAACUCAAACGACUUGGUAGUUGAUUUAGAGCUAUAGCCAGUUGCUAAAGCACUGGCUAAAGAGGAAGACACCAUUGCAUCGCCUUGGAACGAGAAGUGGCAAAGCCACCUCUGGUGACCAUUGCAUGAUAAAGAUAAAACAGACUGGUAAAUUAGACGCAUUCCAUUUUCUACGACCUAGUUUUCUUUAUCAGGCAACAUGAUACCGGCUAGUGGCUAUAGACAUUUGGUGCAUCAAAUAAGGUGUUAAUUUACAGUUCGGAAUAAAAGUAAUGUCUACGUCAAAACUUUUAACGAUGCCAAGGCCGGAAGAUGCGUUACCGGGUAGAGAAGAGAAAAUGGCCGUAGCACCGAUACAUGUUGUUAAUGGUAACCCAACUCUACUUCCAUUUCCGGAGCGCACGCAGAUGGCGAUGUUUGGAAUGGGGUGUUUCUGGGGUGUAGAAAGGUUAUUCUGGAGCCAACCGGGUGUGUAUUCUACACAGGUUGGUUAUUCAUCCGGUUUCUCGAGCAAUCCAACCUACGAAGAAGUGUCCACGGGUAGAACUGGUCAUGCCGAGGUUGUCAGGGUAAUAUAUGAUCCAGAAAUUAUCUCUUACACAGAACUUUUAAAGAUAUUUUGGGAAAAUCAUGACCCCACCCAAGAGAAUCGCCAAGGUCGGAGCCAGGGAACCCAGUAUCGGUCUGGCAUAUACUACUAUUCAAACGAUCAAAAAACUAAAGCCGAGGCGUCGAAGGACACAUAUGACCGUCUGUUACAAAGUGAAGGUCAUGGUAAAGUCGUCACAGAAAUAAAGCCUGUUUCAGAGUUUUACUAUGCGGAGGACUAUCAUCAACAAUAUUUGCACAAGAACCCAGGUGGAUAUUGUGGACUUAAGGGAACUGGAAUUAGUUGUUCCUAAAACUGUACACGUGUCUUUCACUAUUGUCAAAUUGAUAAAAAGAAUAACACAUAUACUGCCUGGGGUCAUAUUUUGAUGUUAGUUUAAAUCUUAGUGUUUUAUAUAACACCAAUAAAACACAUCUAUCCUUGGUUGCAUAGGAAACUUAAAACAUCACAAUACGCAUUUCCUUGGUUUUCAAGGUGACAACGUUAACAAAACGUAUCUUCACAAAGUUUCAACGAUACUAUUAUGUGUAAAACAAAACAUCAGUUUCAUACAAGCUCCUUCGACUGCAAUGCGAGAGAAAAUAUUUUGUCAUCAAAUUACCAUCCCAUACAUUACCACCAAGAUGUAUGAAGUU
Molecule: messenger RNA, 1253 nt
Organism: Mercenaria mercenaria
Lineage: Eukaryota; Metazoa; Mollusca; Bivalvia; Venerida; Veneridae
Product: peptide methionine sulfoxide reductase MsrA-like
Exons: 6
Coding region: 281-910 (209 amino acids)
Biological process (GO): cellular response to oxidative stress
Cellular component (GO): cytoplasm
Molecular function (GO): peptide-methionine (S)-S-oxide reductase activity
Source: RefSeq, a predicted model, not a curated record